GUAAAGAUUUUGUAAUUGAAGCAUUAAGUUUUAAUAUACAAAAGUCUGUUCAGUAUUUCACCAUUCCACAAACAAUUCGUUGUAAGCCCAGGCAGUUUGGUGACUCACAAAAAGUUAUUUUAAUGUUCAACCGGCCUGAUACAUCGCCAAAGUGCUAUACAGAAUGGUAUGACCCAGCAACCAAACUACAUGAGAAAGCACCAGGAAUAAAUGAUUGUCGUCGGGUAGCUGGUCUAGGCGUAAUUAGAGAUCAAUUUGUGUUUGCUGUGGGAGGUGUGAAUAAUUCAUCUUCACAAUCUGUUAGUAUGCUUGAUGUUUCUUUACAAUUGCCAUCUUGGGUUCCAAUGGCCGACCUGGUAGUUAAACGAAAACAAUUAGGAGUUGGUGUAUUGGAUGAUUGUAUAUAUGCAGUUGGUGGAGGUGAAGUCGACAGUGAAUUAAGCAGUGUAGAGAUGUUUGAUGUCAGUAUUCAAAAAUGGAGAUUGGUAGCUAGUAUGUCUACUAAAAGAUGUGAUGUGGGUGUUGGUGUACUCAAUAAUCGUUUAUACGCAGUUGGGGGUUCUGACAAUGGUAAAACAUUGAAAUCUGUUGAAUAUUAUGAUCACACUCUUGACUCAUGGACACCAGUUGCAGAGAUGUCUGUAUACCGUCAAGGUGUUGGUGUAGGAGUCUUGGACGGUCUUAUGUAUGCUAUUGGUGGCUAUGGUGGAGGUGAGUAUCUUAAAAGUGUUGAGGUUUAUAGACCGAGUGAUGGAGUUUGGUCUUCUGUAGCUGAUAUGGAAAUAUGCCGAUAUCGCCCCGGAGUAGUGGCAUUAGAUGGUUUAUUGUAUGUGAUGGGCGGAGUUUCUGAUGGAUUUAUCUAUAGUGAUACU
Molecule: messenger RNA, 872 nt
Organism: Acyrthosiphon pisum (pea aphid)
Lineage: Eukaryota; Metazoa; Arthropoda; Insecta; Hemiptera; Aphididae
Product: ring canal kelch homolog
Exons: 5
Molecular function (GO): protein binding
Source: RefSeq, a predicted model, not a curated record